Verticillium alfalfae VaMs.102 is the source of this 1635-nucleotide messenger RNA. RefSeq lists its product as hypothetical. The record is from RefSeq and is a predicted model, not a curated record. The coding region runs from base 1 to 1635 and encodes 544 amino acids. The transcript has 3 exons. NCBI's taxonomy places the organism in Eukaryota, Fungi, Ascomycota, Sordariomycetes, Glomerellales, Plectosphaerellaceae.
AUGCCGGGCCAUCGAUCAUGGCGAUCCUCAGGCCGCCGACCUGCCAGGUCCGCCUUCCUGCACAAAUUACGUAGAUGGCCCCCAGAAGACUCCCAAAACCACCUCGCCGGCGGCCGUCAGCCGCUCACAUGGCCUGCCAACGCCAUCCCCAUGGAACUCUUUAUCGAGAUAACCUCCUUUCUCUCGAGGUCUGACGUCGAGAAUCUGCGGGCUGUCAACAAGGAGUUUGAGCUCAAGCUUGCCUCUCAGUACUUUCGCAACGUCGUUGUUCCUUUCAACGCAGAGCUGUACACGGCCCAGAGCAACGAGGCAAGAGACGGCGACCAUCAGACACUGCCGGAGCAACGGCCCAGGAGAACCGCUGUUCAAGGGCCCCGAGAUACCAAGCUUAGCGUGCUUGAGUCCAUGGUCAGACGAGCCGGUUUCACCGAAGCACAAACAUCGGAUGCUAUUGAGACUCUGCUGAAUACAGAAGGUGCCACACUGUCUGGAAUUGAAUUCGAUGAGAGGGCCGCACCUCCGCCAGCCCCGGCGCCGAUGACCGCCACGCCCACGGCCCAAGAUCCAUUCCCAGCGGUGACAAUACCUGCGCCCAACCCAGACAACAACGUGCGCAGGCUUACUAUCCUCCAACAACGUUGGGGCAACCCGCCCGCCACGUAUUCGCUGCAACCCAAGGAAUUGACGAGGGGCCAGCUUGAGAUGAUCCUUGAGAUGGACUGGGCUCAUCGAGCCCUGAUCCAGUCCUACGUUAUCGCCAUUCUCGAUCACUCGCGUGCCUCCCGGUUCAGUUCGCUGACGUCUUUGACCAUUGCCAAAAUCCCCAGCAGCCACAUCAACAUGUUCCAGAGGCACGAUCUUUGGGAUAGUCUGCCCACCCUGCGGAAUCUGACGCUCGCCGUCGUCCCCGACUGGCUGCCGACAAUGGCGAUGGAUGGUACGCAGCCUGCUUUCCAACCAGCCGUUGUGUUCGGAUCCGUCGCGGUAGCCGCCGCCGCCGCCGCCGCCAACCAGGUGGCUGUUCCAACCCCAAUCCAGGUCGAUGAGAGCGACUCCGAUGACGAUGCAAUCUUUGUAAGCUCAGGCAGCGGCUCCCACCUCCCAAGCCAGAUGUCCUGGGCAGGGUUCAUCAACCACUUCACGCCGGGGAUGACGGUGGAGGGCAUGGCAGCGGGCCAGCCUGCAGCCGGACGACCCAAGGUAUCUGGGCCGAUGCUUCGUCUUUGGUUACCUGAAGGGCACUCUUUCAGAAGAGAGCGCAAGAGUGGUCUCUACAAGCUGAAGAGCAUAUCCUUCAAGUCGUGCGGUUACGCUCGACACGUCGAGGUCAACACCAUCACCCCAAUCGAUAGCGAAGAACCUUGGGCCGAUCAUGACGUCGCCAUGCGAAAAAAGGAACUCGAGAACUUCAUGCAGGUCUGCGGCGACCAUGGCAUUGCCAAGAUUGUUCACAUGCUGCCUGAGGAUGACGAACUUCACUUCGGAACCACUUGGAAUAUGACGCAGGGAUGGGCCGGCGUGUACGAUGCCAGAAAGAUCAGAGAUGCGCAGAUGGAUGGCGUCGUAGAACCAGGCCGUGGUCGUUUCAGCGGCUUUGUCACAGGACCCAGGCCUCCGCCUCCCACGGGGUUGUAG